Cyphellophora europaea CBS 101466 is the source of this 1614-nucleotide messenger RNA. RefSeq lists its product as uncharacterized. The coding region runs from base 1 to 1614 and encodes 537 amino acids. Lineage: Eukaryota; Fungi; Ascomycota; Eurotiomycetes; Chaetothyriales; Cyphellophoraceae. The transcript is spliced from 2 exons. The record is from RefSeq and is a predicted model, not a curated record.
AUGAAGUCAACUGGACUCGUCGCUCCCCUCCUUGCCGCCGGCGCAGCGGCUCGCUACCAUGCUCGCGAUGUCGAGAUGCUGGCGCCCCGCGCCAUCGUCGACGUUGACCCGAACGGUGCUAUCUGCCCAGCUUUCCAGACCGUCAGCGUCAUCGUCCAGCCCAUCUUCUACAGCGAGUUCAUCCCGUACAACACAGUGAUCGACCCGUUCAGAAACGGCCAGCCUCUCACCGUGCUCAAUGCUCCCACCCCGGUUGUCGUUCUUUCGGACUUCAGAAACACCUUUUACUCUGGUUAUACAAUCCCUUCGACCUCAAUGUCAGCCAGCUCGACGGCCUCUAGCACGGGAGCGAGCACGGACUCCACCAUGUCCUCCAUGAGCUCGUCCGAGACCACCUCCAUGAGCACCACCUUUGAGACCACCAGCAGCGUGUCCAGCUCGACCAGUGCUCCUUCCAGCACCAUCACCUCGGCCCCGGUUUUGAACCUGGGUGACGGCUUCCCCGAUGGAGUUGUCACCGAUCUGCAGGAUGAUUUCCUUGUCCUCGGCUUCACCGCCCUGGCCCGUCAGCCUGCGAAGCGUGCCAUUCAACGUCGUCAGCAAGUUGGCGUUACUGCCCUUCCCGCGGUCGUGGUCAACCUGAUUGACGGUGACAACACCAACUCGCAGGACGUUCCCGCUGAGGAGUGCGAUUUCGCUACCCCGCUCAUCCUGGACACUGGCAAGCUCGUCUCGUAUGAUCGGGCCAUUGCCAAGCAAAAUGGUGCCACCGAGGCCGUCGUGGGCUUCCUUGUCAACGAGGGCGUCAAUGCUGUCAAUGCUUCCAUCCGCUUCGUUGAUGGUAGACUGAACUGGUUCGCGGCCGACGGUACAGGCAACGCCAACUUCUUCUCCUGCCCCAACGGUCUCUACGCCGGCUUCCCCAACUUCCAGGCCGAUGGCUGCACCGAAGUGCUGGCCGGUGCCAUUGGUUCCCAAGCUUGCAUCAACUUGGUCACCGCAUUGGGCCGCCAAGUGAACCCGGGUUUCAGAUACCCGCGUGACGACGUUACCUCCUCGACCAUGUCUAGCUCCACCGCAACUGAGAGCACCAGCUCCAUGACCGAGAGCUCUACCGAGACCACCUCCACCGAGACCACCUCCACUGAGACCACUUCCACCGAGACCACCUCCACCGAGACCACUUCCGUCGAAAGCACCACCACCGAGGCCACCUCUACCGAACCCACCUCUGCCGAGACCACCUCGGAGGAGAGCACUUCCGCCACUGAGACCACGGCUGAGACCACCUCCGCCGAGACCACCUCCGCUGAGACCACCUCCGCUACCGAGACCACGGCUGAGACCACCUCCGCUACCGAGACCACGGCUGAGACCAGCUCCAGCGCGUCCGAGACCACCGCCGAGACCAGCUCCAGCGCGUCCGAGACCACCGCUGAGACCAGCUCCAGCGCCGCGUCCGAGACCACCGCUGAGACCAGCUCCAGCGCGUCCGAGACCACCGCCGAGACCAGCUCCAGCUCGGCCGAGAGCACCAUUACCUCUGCCAGCUCGAGCGAGUCUAGCUCGGUCUCGACGACUGAGAGCUCCGCCUCCUCCACUACCAGCAUCUAA